UACAGGGGAUGACCAGAGACUGCGGACACAGUACAGGGGAUGACCAGAGACUGCGGACACAGUACAGGGGAUGACCAGAGACUGCGGACACAGUACAGGGGAUGACCAGAGACUGCGGACACAGUACAGGGGAUGACCAGAGACUGCGGACACAGUACAGGGGAUGACCAGAGACUGCGGACACAGUACAGGGGAUGACCAGAGACUGCGGACACAGUACAGGGGAUGACCAGAGACUGCGGACACAGUACAGGGGAUGACCAGAGACUGCGGACAGUACAGGAGGUGACCAGAGACUGCGGACACAGUACAGGGGUGACCAGAGACUGCGGACACAGUACAGGAAAAGACCAGAGACUGCGGACACAGUACAGGAAAAGACCAGAGACUGCGGAUACAGUACAGGAAAAGACCAGAGACUGCGGACACUGUACAGGGAAUGACCAGAGACUGCAAGCACGGUACAGGGGAUGACCAGAGACUGCGGACACAGUGCAGGGAAUGACCAGAGACUGCGGACACAGUGCAGGGAAUGACCAGAGACUGCGGACA
Staurois parvus is the source of this 552-nucleotide messenger RNA. The record is from the annotation of a GenBank genome assembly. NCBI's taxonomy places the organism in Eukaryota, Metazoa, Chordata, Amphibia, Anura, Ranidae.